AUGGAUGCCAAGCUUAAAGAGGACCUUUUCCGGAGGUAUGUGGCCGCAUUGGAGAAACGUCUUAACAACGGGUAUGAAAAUGCAGGCGUGGGCGCUGUGCCAGGCGGGGACAGUGCCAAACAUAAGGACAGUGAAGCUCUUCUCUCAACAGCGACCGCUCUGUUAGGGGCGUAUCAGCCCGAUCCAGGACAACGCUUCCGCAUGGUGCGCUUUUAUGAAGUGAUGGAGAGCUCCCUGCGAUACCACCGAGGAGCCACCCUCCGCAGCCUGGAGAGGGCCUUUCACACCCUGGAAACCAUCUGCACCAACCUCCUGCUCUUCCCCUGGAAGAAGGAGUUCAGGUGUAUCAAGACGUUUACUGGCCCGUAUGUGUACCAUCUGCAGUCUGCCAUCACUGAUGCUGAGCUGCGCUCACUAAUGUGCACUAUUGGCUACUCCUGUGACCGUGAAUCACAGUUCCAUUUGCAAGAGCACCCUGGAGGUGCAAAUCACCUCCGUCAGCUGGCGUUCGAGCUGUUUCUGGCGCAGGCUGAGUGUCGGCUGCUGAGCGAGGUGGUGGCGCUGGCGCGCGGCGCGGCCUCAGAGAUGGAUGCGCUGGAGCAGCGCAGAGGCUGCAGGGACGAUGCGGCAGGCUGUGCCGAGGCUCUGCGCCGGCGGGAUAGUCUUGGGGCAGACAUGGCCCGACUCUCUGUGCGGCCGCUGGAUAUCGAGAGGCCCCACACACACCACCUGAGGCGCGGCAGCAGACCCUCCAAGUCUGUGGACGUCACCGAUGGAGCUGGACACUGGCACCCGGCCGUCAGCAAACCGGUGCUCAAGGCCUCGCUGAGCCUGAGGAAGGAGCCGCUGUUUGUGGACGCAGAGGAGGAUCUGAAGGACGAGAUCCUGCGCCCCAAUAACUCCGGUUCACUGUUCUCUGUGAUCGCACCGCCCUCCUACAGCCCUGAAGCCGACUUCUACCCUAUCCAGACGCCAUCUCCAGCAGACCCCUACUCUUCUUACCACCUGUCCUCCUUGGAUGAGAUUGACUUGUACACGGAACGGGGCACAGGUACGGGCGGCAGGCAGACCCCGUCCAGACCCCCUUCUCGAGACGCUCGUGACGGCUGGCUGCAUAAGGCCCAUAGUAACGUGAAGUGCCACGGCUGCGGCCUGGGCUGCUCCACCAUGGCGUCCUGCCAGAGGUGUGACAUGAUCCUGUGUGGGGCCUGCCAUGACGUGGAUCCGUCCCCCUGCUGUGGGCUGCAGGAGUACCACACUAAGUCCCCCCGGACCCUGGACGGAUACAUCCCAGUGAAGGACAAGCUCUCUGUCUAUUCCAACACUCACUCCCACCUGCACCCACACCCCCUCACCCUGACUCACUCCCACCCACACCCCCAUCCACAGAUGGUGGACAAGCCCCUGAUGUCCACCAAGCUGUUUCCCUCCAAGUCUGUGAGUCAGCUGACAACGUCCAAGGGGGGCAGUGACCGCCUGGGCCUGGGGGGCUCGCGCUGUGGCUUCUGUAAUAAGCCUGGAGCUUCGCACACCUGUGUCAACUGCUCCAAAGUCUCCUGUGACUCCUGCAUGGGCCUUUACGCUAAGGAUCUGUGCACACGCAAAAACCCCCAGCACAGCUUUGUGCCCAACCAUCAGCUCAACUUCAAGUCUGGAACCAUAUCUCACCUGGUUUACCGAUGA
Molecule: messenger RNA, 1683 nt
Organism: Knipowitschia caucasica
Lineage: Eukaryota; Metazoa; Chordata; Actinopteri; Gobiiformes; Gobiidae
Source: the annotation of a GenBank genome assembly